This is a messenger RNA of Macrosiphum euphorbiae (potato aphid), 354 nucleotides long. Lineage: Eukaryota; Metazoa; Arthropoda; Insecta; Hemiptera; Aphididae. The record is from the annotation of a GenBank genome assembly.
AUGUUCCACUCUACUUUUCAUGGAACAAAUCAGGUAAAAAAUGGGAUCCACGUAAACAAGGAGCUAGAACCAUGUCCUUCAAUCGCGGGCAUAUUCAAAGCCAAGGCACUGGGAAGACUUUACACAGUACAUCCAAAACAACGUAAAUGUUUCUUUUUACGUUUGUUGUUGGUGAAUGUUCCCGGACCAACGUCUUUCGAAUUUUUGCGAACAGUUAAUGGUCGAGUGUUCAAUACUUAUCAAGAUGCGAGUCAUGAGUUGAAAUUACUGAAAGACGACAAUCACUGGGACCUGACACUUGCUGAUGCAGCGUUGACAUCAACGCCAAAUAGUAUCCUUUUCCCACAGAGUUGA